Python bivittatus (Burmese python) is the source of this 3891-nucleotide messenger RNA. Lineage: Eukaryota; Metazoa; Chordata; Lepidosauria; Squamata; Pythonidae. The record is from RefSeq and is a predicted model, not a curated record.
GGAAAGAAGGAAGCUGCUUUCACGUCUGAGUGGAGGCUUGCGCAGAAAGGGGGGUAUGUUGAAAAGGCUGGGUUCUGGACCACCUCCCUAUGAAAGUCUCUCUGCAACAGGCCGGCAGGGUCGGACCAGAUGCCGUUACAAGCCUUACGUGGAGUAGCUGGCUUAAAUUUCGGCAUCGUCAACUUGUGGCCAUGAGUCCCGGAAGCCUGUCAAGCCUUACCCGGAGUCUUUCCUUUUGCACCUCCUGCCUUUCAGCUUCACUGGAUAAUCCCAGACUCCCUUCCUGGAGUAGAAGAGAAGUAUCCUGCUCCUUUCCUCAGUGAUCCACAGAUACUUCCUAGAAUCCUUACCGCUUCCCCUACCCUGCGGGUGCCCAAUGUCAAGGUUUUCCCUGCCCGAGAGUGAGCUGAAGCCCUACAAGAUGCACGUCCAGGCUGUGUCGCUUGAGAAACACUUUUGCUAUCCUCAUUUCUUCAUCUUUCCUUGACCUUCUUUCUUUUAGCCUUGCAAGCUCUUCUCCACAGAAGAGCAGCUGCUGAAGGUCCAGGCGCAGCUGUCCUUGGCUAUCAGUUAACCCUUCUGAAUCACUUUGCCUUCUGAAUCUGAUGUGACCUUUGAACCCAGGCUUCCCAGCACCAAAUUUCUGCUGGGUGUAGCAAAAGCAUUCAUAGCACUGCUUGGGAGGUUUGAUUUUUGUCUCUUGAUUCACGCUGUGGCCUUUGGCUGGUCUUUGUUGCAGGUGGGAGUCUCUGUGCUAUGUCUUUGGGGGCCCAGCACCCAUAUUCCUGGAUGCCCAUAAUCCGCUCUUAGCUCUUACGCCAGGCGUCCUUGAUCUCCCACGUUAAUGUGGAGCGUGUUGUGCUUUAAAGUGCUCAGGAAAAUGCAGCGACGCCACAGUAGCAUCACUGACAGCCUUCCUCCAGAAAGAAGCCGGAGCCAAGCCGUCACCUCCGAGAGCAGCGUGGACGAAGGUGGCGUUUUUGAAAGCCUCAAGACGGAAGCCCCCUCCCCUCAGCUUUUCUCGGGGCUGGGGGGGAUCCCCUCGGGCAGCCUCUCCGCCACCCCUUUCCAGUCGAGUCUGGUCCUUGGAUCCUCAGCCGGAGGAGCAGAGGUGUUCAUUCAGAUGCCCGCUGCCCGGGAGGAGGGGCCGAGCCGGACAGAGGCGGGGCUUUAUCACUAUCGGCAACCGCACCAUUACCAUCCCAGCCACCCGAGAGGGUCCUCCCUGCUCCACAUGGGUGGUGCUGAGCGCCACGGGCAUCCCGAAGAGACGGCCGAGGAUCCGCCUGGCACCCCAGCGCCCGCUCUUCCCGAGAUGAAAGCCAUGAUCUCGUGGCUGCAGGAGGGGCUGCCCUUCAUCCUGAUCCUUCUGGCUAAACUUUGUUUCCAGCAUAAAUUGGGAAUUGCUCUCUGCGUGGGCAUGGCCAGCACAUUUGCAUAUGCAAAUUCAGCCCUCCGGGAACAAGUCUCCUUGAAGGAAAAGAGGUCUGUCUUCAUGGUUUUCUGGAUCUUGGUCUUCCUCGCAGGGAACACCCUAUACUUGCUCUACACUUUCAACUCCCAGCAGCUGUAUAACAGCCUCAUCUUCCUGAAGCCCAAUCUGGAGAAGCUGGAUUUUUUUGACCUGAUGUGGAUUGUGGGGAUUACAGAUUUCGUCCUGAAGUAUCUCACCAUUGCUUUGAAGUGCCUGGUGGUGGCCCUGCCCAAAAUCAUCCUUGCUGUUAAAUCAAAGGGGAAGUUCUACCUGGUCAUUGAAGAAAUAAGCCAGUUGUUCCGUUCACUGGUCCCCAUCCAGUUGUGGUACAAAUACAUCAUGGGGGAUGAUCCAUCCAGCAGCUAUUUCCUUGGGGGGAGUCUUCUCAUCAUGUACAGCCUCUGCAAAUCUUUUGACAUCUGCGGCCGUGUGGGAAGCGUGACACGGGCAUUGAAAGUCCUCUGUGCUCCUCAGAGCUAUGGGGUCCGUGCGACCAACCAGCAGUGCAGUGAGGCAGGGGACAUCUGCGCCAUCUGCCAGGCUGAGUUUAGAGAAGCGGUGAUGCUCUUAUGCCAGCAUGUUUUCUGUGAAGAAUGCCUCUGCCUCUGGUUUGACCGAGAGAAGACUUGUCCUCUCUGCCGCUCUGUGGCCGUGGAAACCCUGCGGUGUUGGAAGGACGGUACCACUUCUGCUCAUUUCCAGGUGUAUUGACUUGCAGGAUGUGCCAAGAAAUGUUAGCUGGCAAGACAUCUUCUGGAGAAGGGUGAGAGGGAGCGUUCUUCAGAAUAUCUGUCUGGAAUCACUGUAUCUCCCACUUCCCUGCAUAAGGCAAGUUGUAAGUUCUCCAUCUUCUCUCUGGAGCAUCAGUAAUUGGUGGAAACUUUAACGUUCACUUCCUUUCAUUCUUUCAUUGCUCGUUUGAGUGCUUUACUCCAAGACAAUUGGAUACUUAGUUGAGAUACUGAGGACAUCCAUCCUAUCUCUUAGAUAGCUCUUGGGAGAUAUGGGGGUGGGGUGGGGUGAGGUGGGGGGAAUCACAUAGGCUGGUAAUUAACCAAUGGAACUCAUAACCACAAAUAAGUCUACCAAUGGCUACUAAUUGUGAACGCCACCAUAUCCAGAGGUGUUCGGUCAUUGGGUAUAGAAUUAGAAGAGGAUCACGGCCUUCAAGCCUGAGCUUGUCCACAUCUGGCUAGCCUCUUUUGGGAAAAAAGGAUGGAUGUAGAUGAAUUUAAUCUCUGAUCCAGUAGGAUCCUUUGGAUGUUCUAAGAGAAAUUUAGGUUUUCUACUAUCGUCGUCCAGAUGAGUUGUUUUCAAAAGAUGGUCAUAGGUGAUUGAUAAUUGUCAUCUCUUCGCUAAUGUGUGAUUGUUUGAGAAUGCAACAUAUGCCCAAGAUUUUCUCCCCUGGUUCUCCUGGAUUUUAUUUUCAAAGGUUGGGUGGAAUAUUUAUUUAAUGGCCUUUCGCCUCUAAAUGCUAAUAAAGACUUGAUUUACCCAGAAGUAUUGAAAACAAUUCAACUAUGCACGCAAAAUUCAUAAUUUGGAGAAAGCUGGGGAAGAAGAUACAAUUUGCAGAGUUUGGUUGGAUGUGGUCUUCUGGGUUUGUAAUUUCCUUUGAGUCAGGUAGCACUAUAGUUUGGGAGAAGUAGCCCACUUGGCUACAACUGGAGAAAGUUAAACUCAAACACCAAUUAAAAAAAAACAAGGCUGAGGAAAAGAUUGGUGUAAAGAAUUCUGAAAUGUAGCGUUUUGUCUGUUGCAUUCUGUGGGCCCCCGAUGUCCUAGAAUAUGAAACAGUUCUCUGAUCAUUUCAACUCAAAGGCAAGAUGUGUCUGGUUUUAGUUUGGCAUGCUAUGUAAACACCCACUAUUGUGAUUUGCACACCAGGGAACGCCUUAACUCAGUGGGUGAACUUGGCCAGUCUUGACUUAUUCAACGUUACUGUGAUGUGUGACUCAGCCCUUCCUUGAGGAAGAAAGCUUUAAAGGGGGAGUGUGGGAAUAGUUUCCUUCACUGAGAUGGUGAAGACCCCAAGAGAUAUCUCUUUUGACUAAGGUGAUCCCGCGGGCUAAGUCAGAUUCCCAUUUGGGAAUACGUUUGUGUGAUAGCAUCAGUUUUCUGGCUGGGGGUGCAUAGCAAGGAACCAGUCUGCGUGUUUGGAUCUCUGUACACACGUGAUCUUUUCACGAUCUGCUUUGUUUUCAGUGAAGUGUGUCAUGAAAAGCACUUUCCUCAUUAGCAUUCUUCAUACUAGUAACACAGGUGUGAUAUAUGUGACUGCAGCUAGAACACAAUUGUGACCACAGAGUCAAACUUCCAGAAUCCACAUCUUAUAUCCUUAGUCUCUGUUCUUGGUGUCUCUCCAAACUGCCAUAACUUUACUAAGUUUUGCUCUUCUCAUUGAACAGGGACUGACU